CUCUACAUGCUAGUGGUUCUCUGUCUUUUACACUUUUUUCAAUUCAUGCCCUUUAACUCCACUUUCUGUUCGCUCUUGUGGAUGCAGUUAGCUGCUUAAAGAAAGGGUAAAAAUUUUUUUUUUUUUUUUUUUGGUUUUUUUAGCAUGGGGAGAAGAGAUGGACAAAGAAACUAACCAACAAGAGAACCCAUCUCUCCUCCCCAACAACGCCACCAUCGUCGGAGCCGCCGCCACCGUGAUCAUCGUCCCCAAGGAAGAGUCUCCGAGAAAACCCUUCGGAGGCGGCGGGGGCGGAACCGGUGGUGAUAGGUUAAAGCGAGAUGAGUGGAGUGAAGGAGCCGUUUCUAGCCUUCUGGAAGCUUAUGAAGGCAAAUGGGUUCUCCGGAAUAGGGCUAAGCUCAAGGGUCAUGACUGGGAAGACGUUGCAAGAUAUGUGUCGUCGAGGGCAAAUUGUACUAAAUCACCAAAAACACAAACGCAGUGCAAGAACAAGAUCGAGUCCAUGAAGAAGCGGUACCGAUCGGAGUCAACCGCCGAUGCCUCCUCCUGGCCUCUCUACUCGAGGCUCGAUCUUUUGCUACGUGGCGGAAAUGGGCCAUCGGCUGCGGCGGCGGCGGCAGCUGCACAAACUCUGCAGUCACCGGCCCCUCCAACUCCGCUUUCUCUUCCGCCAAGUAAUAAUUCUGCUUUAGUCUUACUAGAGCCAAUCUCUACGGCACCGCCGCCGCCGCCGCCGCCGCCUCCUCCUGCUUGCCCUCAUCCUCCUCCUCCUCCUCCUCUUGGAACGGCACAAAAUUCACAUGGAUCUAACGGCGUUGACAGACUGGCCAAGGAAGAUCAUGAAGCAGUAAACAAAAUAUUAUCGGACCAUGCAUCCGACAAGAACAAUUCAAUGGAGACUACGUCGGAUAGCAGCACGCCAGCGCUUUACAGCAAAAAGGCGGAGAAGAUGAGGUUGAGAUCUAAAACAACGAACAAGAUGAUGAGAAUGGAGAAGAAGAAGAGGAAAAGGAAGGAAUUAGAAUUAGAUAUCGCGGAGAGCAUCCGGUGGCUGGCGGAGGCGGUGGUGAAGUCGGAGCAAGCGAGAAUGGAGGGGAUGAGAGAGAUAGAGAGGAUGAGAGUUGAAGCGGAGGCUAAAAGAGCGGAGAUGGACCUCAAGAGAACUGAGAUCAUUGCAAAUACUCAGCUAGAGAUCGCUAGGCUUUUUGCAGCAUCUGGUGUUGAAGUUGUCUGCUCAAGAGAUCAGGAACUGGUUAAGGGAGAAAGAAAUGUCAACCUUAUGGCCUUAUUAUUGAAUUUUAUGCUACUUGGUGUGGACCCUGUAUUCUAAUGGCUCAAGAACUUGAAAAAUGAAGCUGUUUCAUGCGACACAAAUUGAAGAUUGUCUGUUAAUUGUCAUUCUCGGAAUGAAUCAGGUACGGCGGUUGCCCACACUGUUCUUUGUCAGUCCCGACCCAAAUAAAGAUCACGCCAUUCAAACCGUAGAUCUCAUUCCGAUAUCAAUAACGAGAUCAUAUUUGAGUUUAGCAGCAAGAGUGGUCUAGCUUGUCAAUUUUGAGAGAAGCAAGGUCUUAUUCUGUUUCAUGUGUCACAAAUUUAAAAUUGUCUAUUUGUCAUUUUGAAAUAAU
Morus notabilis is the source of this 1628-nucleotide messenger RNA. Its product is annotated as trihelix transcription factor ASIL2. The record is from RefSeq and is a predicted model, not a curated record. The transcript has 4 exons. NCBI's taxonomy places the organism in Eukaryota, Viridiplantae, Streptophyta, Magnoliopsida, Rosales, Moraceae. Gene Ontology annotation, cellular component: nucleus. Bases 158 to 1330 code for a protein of 390 amino acids. Gene Ontology annotation, molecular function: transcription cis-regulatory region binding.